This is a messenger RNA of Marmota flaviventris (yellow-bellied marmot), 430 nucleotides long. RefSeq names its product potassium voltage-gated channel subfamily E regulatory subunit 2 (gene Kcne2). NCBI's taxonomy places the organism in Eukaryota, Metazoa, Chordata, Mammalia, Rodentia, Sciuridae. Gene Ontology annotation, molecular function: delayed rectifier potassium channel activity; potassium channel regulator activity; voltage-gated potassium channel activity involved in ventricular cardiac muscle cell action potential repolarization. Gene Ontology annotation, biological process: regulation of ventricular cardiac muscle cell membrane repolarization; ventricular cardiac muscle cell action potential; potassium ion export across plasma membrane. The record is from RefSeq and is a predicted model, not a curated record. Gene Ontology annotation, cellular component: voltage-gated potassium channel complex; membrane.
GGAAGCAUGCCUUCGUUACUCAAUUUGACCCAGACGCUGGAAGAUGUCUUCCGAAGGAUUUUUAUCACAUACAUGGACAACUGGCGCAGGAACACCACAGAGGAGCAGGUGGCACUCCAGGCCAAGGUGGAUGCUGAGAACUUCUACUAUGUCAUCCUGUACCUCAUGGUGAUGAUAGGAAUGUUCUCCUUCAUCGUUGUGGCCAUCCUGGUGAGCACUGUGAAAUCCAAGAGGCGAGAGCACUCCCAGGACCCCUACCACCAGUACAUUGUGGAGGACUGGCAGGAAAAGUACAAGAGUCAAAUUCUGCAUCCAGAGGAAUCAAAGGCCACCAUCCAUGAGAACGUGGGUGCAGAGGGGUUCAAAAUGUCUCCUUGAUAAGGCAGAAAGAGACAAAGCCAACCUCUGACAUCCAGGUGUGAGGAGGUGC